ACUGCCUCCUGCUGUGCCUGCCCCGCCUGGACGCAUCCCCUCGCUCUCCUAGGUGUUCCACCACCGAGCCUUUUUUCCACCAUCACAGCUUCCUCUUCGAAUCAUUGUUCCAUCGCAUUACACAUUCUCGCUGCUUCUCCUGCUGGACGUACCAGUUGCUUCCCCACCCCUCGUCGUCGACUUCCUCUUUCGAUCUGUAGUGGUUCCGAUCCAGUUGAACCUAGGCGCCAUGGCUUCCGCCGCCGAGGAUUGUGCUGUCGCCGCUGAUCGCUGUCCGAUAGACUCGCUGCCUGACGAUUUUCUCGUCAUGGUGUUCCGUCGUCUCGUGCCAAGACCGCCUCCUUCGUCCGAAUCUUCUAUAGGCACACCGCCACGGCUCCCACGCAAUCGCCUUCUUCCAACGCCACUUCCUCCUCCUCACAAAGCUCUUUCCGCUUCGUGUGUCGCCGCUGGCGCGACCUCACGUGGCGUGCGGUCACGUCUCUCGACCUGACGGGCCGUCGGAGAAUCUCAGCGUCUCAGCUCGUUGCCGCCGUUACGCGCACGCCACGCCUUUAGUCGCUCCGGAUCGAGUGUUCCGCGAUAAAUCCCUUGACGGACGCGAUGAUUCUGGAGAUCGCUGUCGCAUGCCCCCGGCUUGUGCGCCUUGCGCUGCACUUUGACCCGCCCGCUUUGCAACAUAUAGAGAGUACGUUCCGAAGGAUUGGCCGCCUCGAAAGCAUUUCUCAAGGGCUUGACUCCCUUUUCCACGUCUGUAGGCGGCUGGAGGAUCUUUCGCUCGACUGCCCGCACUCCAUCGUCGCUUUUCCUGGAAGCAUUUCGAACUUGGCUGGGCUUGUACGUCUCAAGAUACGCGUCGGAGAUUCCGUGCGUCGCCUACCCGAAGAGAUCGGCGCGCUUUCAACUCUGGAGCCCUUCUCCUUGGAGGCGCCUCGUCUCACAUCGCUUCCCAGCAGCCUGGGCGACCUCUCCAAGCUGCGGGAGUUGGAGCUGCGGUGAUGCAUCAGCUUGACAUCGGUACCUGAGACGAUUGGGCAGCUCUUGACGGACGGACGUCUCUCACUUCUUAAAGGCCUCUGCCACUGCACUUCCUUAGACACUCAGAACCUCUGCCUGUCACGCCUUACCGGACUGCAUGAGGACUUGGGAAAUCUGACCAAUUUGCGAAGGCUGCAUCUGUCUUGCAGUGACCUCACUUACCUGCCGUCCUCUCUGUGUCAGCUCUCUCUUCUUAAAAAC
Molecule: messenger RNA, 1239 nt
Organism: Closterium sp. NIES-67
Lineage: Eukaryota; Viridiplantae; Streptophyta; Zygnematophyceae; Desmidiales; Closteriaceae
Source: the annotation of a GenBank genome assembly